AGAAAGGUUUAUACUCAGUCACAUACAAACACACAGCACACACGAGUGCACCCCUCAAUGCAGUAACACACGUGUGCGGGGUCGUUGAGGGACAGCCACUUGUGUUGAUUCUUCAUGGUGCUCCUGACAGCUGGUUGACUGGCCCUCACUGAGCGGUUAGCAAGCUGAGACAAGAAACUCACAGAUAUUGUUUUACAUCAUGGAAAAAAACACUAUACCAAGAUGAAUUCUUCUUGGAGAGCUAAGAAAACAUCUCAUCAUCAGUCCCUGGGAACACAAUGAACAUCGAUGCAGAUUAAAACUGAACUGAUGACAACAUGAUCUGCUCUGGUGCACUAAAUGCAAACUCUGUCCAUAUGCAUUCUGCCAUUAACUGGGACACUCCAUUGCUUUGUGCUCUUUUUGCUAUUCUACUUUCACUGUGGACGAAGCCGUUUUUGAAGCAGUUUUGUUUUGGCUGCCUAGUAAUGAGUGGACGACAGACAGCCACACAGAUGGAUGCAGGCCUGACACUGAGGGAGACAGUCAGAUGGCUGUGUGUCCUUUCAGAGAGGAACUUUGAAUACUGAGACAAAGAGACUUUGAUUGAAUCACUAGAGCCUGUGUGGACUUGUGCAGCUACAAAAACUGACACUGCAGAUUUAUCAUGGAGCUUGUCCCAAAAACCAAGUACACCCACUUCCGGAGUGAAUCACUAAGCUCAACUGAUGAGACAAACUCUAAUCCAUCAUCACUCCCUCCUUCUACGCCUGUCAGCCCCCUCACUCCCUCCCCUGGUUUACCAUCCUCUCUUUCCUCCUCUUCUCUCACACCUAUCUUGCCCCCCUCUUCCCCUCGCCCGGCCGAGAACAGCCCCACCACGCUCUGCUCCUUCUUCCCCAGGAUGGGAGCACUUCGCUUGGGUGUAUCUGCCACUCUCCUCCCGGGUCUGAAAGCCUCCAGCAGGCCUCAGCAGCCUCAGGCCCCUGUUGAGUCGUCUGGGGACGAAAGGAGCAGCUCCAGCUCCUCCCCUCCCCCUCAUCACCUCACUCCCCGUCUAACGGCUCCUUCUCCUCCUCCCCGACCUCCCCUGCAGGACAUGAACCGGCUGGGAGGGGCGUCCAGGAGGGCACGGGUGGAAGGAGGGCAGCUAGGGGGGGACGAAUGGACACGGCAUGGCUCCUUCGUCAACAAGCCCAUCCGUGGUUGGCUGCACUCCGACAACGUAGUCAGCACCACCGGCGUCUCCUACAGUGUACGGUAUAUGGGUUGUGUGGAGGUGCUGCAGUCAAUGCGAGCGCUGGACUUCAACACCAGAACUCAGGUCACCAGAGAGGCUAUCUCAGUGGUGUGCGAGGCAGUGCCCGGAGCCAAAGGAGCCCAACGCAGGAGAAAGCCUUCCUCUCGCUGUCUGUCAUCUAUCCUUGGAAAGAGUAAUCUGCAGUUUGCUGGCAUGACAAUCAGCCUUACUGUCUCAACCAGCAGCCUCAACCUGCUGGCCUCAGACUGCAAACAGAUAAUCGCCAAUCAUCACAUGCAGUCCAUCUCCUUCGCCUCUGGAGGAGACCCAGAUACGGCUGAGUAUGUAGCAUAUGUGGCCAAAGACCCAGUCAACCAGAGAGCGUGUCAUAUCCUGGAGUGCUCAGAGGGCUUAGCCCAGGAAGUCAUUAGCACCAUCGGCCAGGCCUUUGAACUGCGGUUUAAACAGUACCUGAAGAACCCCCCCAAACUGGUCACACCACAUGACAGAAUGGCUCCCUUUGACGGCUCCGCGUGGGAGGAAGAGGAUGAUGAGGCUGCUCCGCCUCCCGAGGUUCCUUACUAUAAUAAUUUUCCUGGAAAACAGCCUCCCCCUGGUGGACUGAUCGACAUGAGGACCCGCCCUGGAGCCACGCUGCCCUAUGGACAGCCAGGUCAGAAUGACAUACACAAGCAGCCACUGCCUCCUCUACCAGUGGGCGCCAAGGAAGGGGGACGAGAACUCUUUGAUGACCCUUCAUAUGUCAAUGUGGAUAAACCCCGCCCCCCAGCAGUUGCAACCAAUGGAAAUGCUCACAGAGAUGCUUUUGACAUGAAGCCGUUUGAUGAUGCCCUGGGUGUGUCUGGGCCCGUGGGCCCCAGCUUGGCAACAGCAGCGCCCCCGCUGGUGGAGCAGUUACAGUGCGAGGCCUGGUUCCAUGGCAGCUUGAGCCGCAGACAGGCCGAGAGGUUGCUGACCCGGGACGGGGACUUCCUAGUGCGGGAGUCUGGGACCACGCCUGGGCAGUACGUCCUCACCGGACAGCAGGGGGGCCAGCCUAAACACCUGCUACUGGUUGACCCAGAAGGAGUGGUCCGUACCAAAGACCAUCGGUUUGAAAGUGUGAGCCACCUGAUCAGUUACCACAUGGACAACAGACUGCCCAUCGUAUCAGCGGGGAGUGAAGUGUGCCUGCAACAGCCAGUGGAGCGCAGGGCCUGAACACACACACACAAAAACACGGACACACAUACCACGAACAUGCAAUCUCAUACACCUAUGAAACCCUCCCAAACAAAUCCAUGUCUGUACACCAAUGCAAAACAAGACAUACACACCGUCAUAUGCUCCGCUCAGUACACAUAGCAACACUACACAAUCACACAUUCAACUCACACACAGGAUACACAAACCACAGCAAAGAAAGCCAAAAAAGAAAAAAAGUCACUCUGCCAAAUCACUCGCUUGCUGCUGUCGCCACAUAUUCCUGUCCCUUCUGCAAGCCAAACUGUGACCUCUCCCAUCCCUCCUCCAUCCCAUCAGACCAUCCCUCAACCACAGAGAAGCACUGCUGCAAUUUCUCAACAGCCUACUGUGAACCAGGGAGGAGCCCUAGCUAUUUUCAGACCAGGGCAGAAAAGAAAUGCAAUUUUUAAAUGCAAAAAAAAGAAAAAAGAAAAAAGAAAAACCUUAACAUGCGAUUCUGAAAUGAUAACAGAACAAUUACGAAUACGUGGAAUCGUGCAGAAAUUAAUUCUGGAGCUGAAGAGCUAACAGUGAGCUUUUGGAAAGGGCCACAAAAAUGGGACAAUGAAUGAGAUUUUCACUGUGUUGAAGAGCGUGUCCCACCAUUUGGGACAAUGAUUUCUCUCCUCGGACUGUUGCUGGAGCAAAUCAAUUCAUCUCAACAUCUCAACUCAAUGAUAAUGGUUCUUUCUUUAAAAGACUCAAUCUGGCUCAAAUAUAAAUUCUCCCCUCAAGUAUCACUGGAGUAAUUCAGCAGCCAAACAUGACUCUUAAAUCAAUCUGCUUGGUGAAUAUGCUUCCAAUUUAAACCGGACCCGCACCCUUUCCUGACAACCACUCUCCUUUAACGACUUUUGAACUUUGACCCCAAGAGUGAUAUCUGGUCAUGUCAAGGAGGACAGCCUGUAUGCCUGUAUGCAAAACUGGGACUGCUAUGCCAAUGACCAUCAUUUGUGUUGAAUUUUUUUUUUUUUUUUUUUUUUGGAAGGACAUUAAUCCAGGUUUCUGUCUGUCUGUCGGCUUGGGACUCAUUUCAUAUUGGACAUUCUGUGUUGAGGAUGGUCCAGUCAGUUGUAUCUCCCUGUAAACACAGAUCCAGUCACACACCCACACACACAUUUAUACAGGGCACAGUCUACACUCCACACAUGCCACCCCUGUCAUCAUGCCAAAGAACAUGAACUUGGUUGCUUAAGGUGGGGUGGAAGCCACACGGCUUAUCAGCAAAGACUUAAUGCCACCUGUAUGUUUGUGUAUCUGUCUUAUGUGCUUGCAUAGAGAGCAAAUUGAGAGGGAAGGAAAUGCAUAAUGAAAAAACAGGCCCGUUUCAGAGAGGAUUAAUCUAGGCAUUGUGCCUGAAUACAACAUGAUAAAAAGGAGAGUUGAGAGCAAAUUGUGCAAUGAUGUCAUUCAAAAACACAGCAACUAGUACAUUUUGAGCAGCAUAGACCUACUAUUGCUUCUCAAUGGCUGUCAAGUUUAGUAUGUGUUUGCAUUGACAAUCUAUGGCUAAAUGUCUUUCCAGAGUAUUUUGAUAGAAAGUUAUAUGGCAGAGUUGAAGGACGCCCCCUUAUAUGGUGGCCCUCCUUAUGCUGGUGAUAUGAGACAUGUUGAACAGUCUAAGCAAUGAAUUUCCCUCUGCAAAUGUGAUGCACAGUUUGUUCUAGUGAGUAGCUGAUUAGUUUUAGUGUAUGUAAGAUGUUGCUUUUUUAAUCAUUUGAGGGAAUAACAUCCUUUUUCUAAAACCUUGUAUCAGAUGAAGAGGGGUGGGGACAACUGAACACAUUGGCAUCAGUGUAUUUUGGAGCGUUUGAAACAUUAUUCAAAUGUUAAGCCAAAUUCUGCUCCCUGAUGUCCUGUCUUCACAAACUGAGGAUUUGGGGAAGAGAUUCAGAAUACUUUUCCCCCUUUCCUCUUCCUCCUCCCUCUAGUUCAUGGUGUUGGUUUUUAUAUCUUUUAAUUGUGCCUUGUUUCUUCAAUGCAGUCACGUCACUUCAUUGCAGUCACCUUAUGUACUUAAUUCAAAUGUAGUCGACUACAGGAGAAUCCUACACAAGCCUCUCAGUUAAACAAAGACUCUGCAAAAAUGACACUCCAGUACACACACAAAAACAGAUACAGUGAUGGCAAUCUCCUCUGAUGCACAUUCUUGCGUUUAGCUUGUUAUCACAGAUACUUGAUGUCACCUAUGGGGGGAAUAUUUCCUGGCCACCUGUAAAUAAUAUCCAUCGUAAUUGGUCACCUUGAUAUCGGGUCUGGAUAAUUGUUUUCAUAGCUGUAUAUUUAAUGACUAAGUGAUUCGUGACACAGAGCCAGACACCACAGCACUGAAGUAGCUCUUAUAGCAAACUUGUUAAACUUGUUAAAGUAUUUGACAUUGAGGCCAAACUUUAUGUAUGACAAGGGGAAGGGAUCUCUCAACCUAAACCUUAAUUGUUAAGUAGGGCGGGGUUCCACAAAGCAUGAUUACAAAAUAAGCCAGAUAACGGUGAAAGUAUCACGCUAUAAUCUGGAGAAAGUGAUAGAAUCUAUAGAACAAAACUUUUAAAAUUUGACAAAGUACUAGAUUAAGGAAUAUGAUUCACUCCAUAUUGAUGAGUGCUACCAAAAAAUAAAAUUUUAAAAUAUGCCUUUUUUUUUGUUUGUUUUUUGUAACACUUAAUAAGAUUAUCUGGCUAAUGUGCUAAUCCUGCUGUGUGGAAUAACCGCCAGGUCUUAAGACCUGUCAGUGGGCUCACAACAUACACAAACAUGCACACACACACACACAUACACAGCAGAGUGACAGUUGGGUCGAACAGAAACUCACACUGUCUGUCUGUUCAGGUGUUAGUGUGUCAUGCAGGUCAGAGAUGAAAAACCUGAGCCUGUGUGUGUGUGUGUGUGCGUGUGUGUGUGCUUGGUGUAUGUGAAAAUAUGUGUGCCCAAAAAGGACCCAUCUGUCUCUCUGUAUCGUUAGUGAAUUGGUCGAGCAUUAUCAUUGUUCAUCACAGUUGCCUUUGUUGCAUGAAAAUCCUUUCUAAAUUUCUAGAUUAUUGUUGUUGUUGGUGGUGAUAUUGUGGAUAAUGCUGUUGUACUUUUUAAUUUGUGUUUUUGGAAGCCAAAGGUUCCUUUCUGAUUGCCUGCACAGAUAUUGAUUUUUACUUUUUAUGUUUCUGUUUUACUACUUGUUUUGUUUUUAGGGAAACAUUUCUGUUUACACCUGUAUCUGAAAAUAUAGAUUGCAUAUAUAAAUACAUAUAUCAUUAAUGUUUCUCUGUGA
This is a messenger RNA of Myripristis murdjan (pinecone soldierfish), 5726 nucleotides long. RefSeq names its product SHC (Src homology 2 domain containing) transforming protein 1 (gene shc1). Gene Ontology annotation, cellular component: plasma membrane. Lineage: Eukaryota; Metazoa; Chordata; Actinopteri; Holocentriformes; Holocentridae. The transcript has 12 exons. The coding region runs from base 647 to 2440 and encodes 597 amino acids. Gene Ontology annotation, biological process: cell surface receptor protein tyrosine kinase signaling pathway; intracellular signal transduction. The record is from RefSeq and is a predicted model, not a curated record. Gene Ontology annotation, molecular function: receptor tyrosine kinase binding.